Daucus carota subsp. sativus is the source of this 2016-nucleotide messenger RNA. Its product is annotated as transcription termination factor MTEF18, mitochondrial. Bases 103 to 1803 code for a protein of 566 amino acids. NCBI's taxonomy places the organism in Eukaryota, Viridiplantae, Streptophyta, Magnoliopsida, Apiales, Apiaceae. Gene Ontology annotation, biological process: regulation of DNA-templated transcription. The record is from RefSeq and is a predicted model, not a curated record. Gene Ontology annotation, molecular function: double-stranded DNA binding. The transcript has a single exon.
ACCGUUGUAGUUGGUGAUUUUUCUUCCCUCCAGUACUAAACUAUACGCACAGAAUACGAUAUAUAACAAUGUGAUAAACCCUAAAACCCCAAAUCACAAAACAUGCAAUCCCUCCCAUUCUUCUCCAUUUCCCGUUGUUUUUCAUCUUCUUCACUCACUCCCAACCUCCUCAGGCUCAAAUCCCUCUACAAAAUCCCAGCUCACAGAAGACCCAGAGCAAUCCAAGAAGCUCAGAAAGUACUUACAGAUUACUUACAUGAUACCAAGAACUUGCCUUUCACUUUUGCAGAGCACAUUGGCAACAACUCCCUGCUUUCUCUCAUUCAAAUCAUCUCCAAAGUUGAUUACUCUCCUAAAGAAUUUAAAGGGUCGCUCAGGAGGUUCUUGAGGUACCACCCCAUUGAUGAAUUCUUGUUUUUUUAUGAGAGUAUUGGUGUUAGUUAUGAUAAAAUUGUGGGUUUUUUGCCUGCUGGUAAGAUGUUCUUGUCUGAGGAUUGUCGGGUUUUUGAUGUUGCUUGUUGGUUGUGGGGGUUUGGGUUUCCUUGGGAUAAGUUGGGGGAGUUGUGUAAAGAGGGGGUUUUUGAGAGGGAAUUGUGUGAGUUGAAUGAAAGGCUUGUGGGGUUGAAGGAGUAUGGGUUUAGUAAUGUGAUGGUUAUUGGGAUUUGUUUGGCUUUUCCGUGUGUGUUGAGUGGGAAAUGUGAGGAUUGUGGUGGGUUGUUUGAUGAUUUGAAAAGGGUUUUUGUUGAUUAUGAUUUGGUUAGUUGUGUGGAGGAAAAUGUGGAUUGUUGGUUUGAAGUUUGUAAGAAAAUUAGGAUAUUUUACGACUUGGGUUGUGUGAAGGGUGAGAUGGGGGAAUUGAUGGGUACAUGUAAAAAUGUUUUCGUUGAGUAUUCGGAAGAAUGUUUUGCUCAAAAAGUUGAAUUUUUUAGAAAGCUAGAUGUUGGUAAGGAGGAAGUAGGGUACUUGCUUCUUUCCAAACCGGAGAUUUUAGGAUUUGAUCUUCAGACUCCCUAUAUUUCGGUUUCUGGGGUUUUGAAAUAUUUGGGGUUGGAAGAAAACAUAUUAAGAUCUGUUAUGGAAAAUUUCCCUCAUGUAUUUGGUAGAAAUAGACUUUCAAAUUUGCCUCGUGUGAUGAGAUCUUUGAAUAUGCAUAAGUGGUUUUUUUGUAAGAUAAGAAAUGGAGACCAUAAUUUGUUAGCUAGCUAUGUUAUUGGCAGUCCCGAGGAGGACUUAGAUCAACAUUAUCUUGAUAACUUGCUAACCAUCCAGGGCUCAAGGUACCAUGUCCAUACACUAGAAAAAUUGGAAUUUCUACACAGUAUCGGGUUUGCUGAGAAUAAAUGUACGGUAAAGAUAUUAAAUCAGAUUCGUGGUCCUGGUCAUGAUCUAAAAGAGCGAGUUGAUUGCCUUCUUCAAUGUGGGGUAGAAUUUCAUAAGCUUUGUAAGAUGAUUCGCGACUCCCCCAAGAUUCUUAACCAACAGAAAGAAGCAAUCGAGCAAAAAGUUAAAUACCUUUGCGAGGAUAUCGGCCAUUCAUUAGAGGACCUUGAAGCUUUCCCUGCCUAUUUGUGCUACAACUUGGAAAAGCGAAUAAAACCGAGAUACAGUUUCCAUACGUGGCUUAAAAAAAAUGGUCUUUGUACAGAAGAAUAUGCUAUUCCUAGCAUAAUUGCUACUAGUGAGAAAAAUUUCAUCUCUCGCAUAUAUCGCAUGCAUCGAGCUGCUCCGAAGUUGUGGCUGGAGCGUUACUCAAACAAAGAGCUUGGCCAAUCCCAGGAGUGUCUUGUAAACUUAGAAGCCUAACCAUUACAAUUUACAGGUGAGUUACAAUCGCUUGUAACUAGGAAAUGUGAAUACUAGGGAGAGAGAUUAAUUGCUAUGGUUGCAAAAUGCCAUGUUUUGGGCAAUAUUAUAGUAGAUGUUUACAUUCAGCAACCAUGAUACGUGUAACUUGAUGUUGUGAAGCUGUUCGAUUUUGAAUUUUUUUAAAAUGAUAUUAUACCAUUCAAGCAUAUA